Varanus komodoensis (Komodo dragon) is the source of this 513-nucleotide messenger RNA. RefSeq names its product twist-related protein 2-like. Gene Ontology annotation, molecular function: DNA-binding transcription factor activity, RNA polymerase II-specific; protein dimerization activity; RNA polymerase II transcription regulatory region sequence-specific DNA binding. Gene Ontology annotation, biological process: regulation of transcription by RNA polymerase II; developmental process. The record is from RefSeq and is a predicted model, not a curated record. NCBI's taxonomy places the organism in Eukaryota, Metazoa, Chordata, Lepidosauria, Squamata, Varanidae. Bases 16 to 513 code for a protein of 165 amino acids. The transcript has a single exon.
GCAAAAGUGGAGACCAUGAAAGAAGAAGGCACAUGCCCCGACUCCCCAGAAGGCAGCCUGGUGACCAGCGAGGAGGAGAGUGAGAAGCUGCCGAAGAAAGGCCUUCGCAAGAGAAGCCAGCUGGGCAUGCCUGUGACCUCUGCCUCCCCAGAGUGCAGCACCCCCUCGCCCCAGGGGAAGCGCAGCAAGCGGAGCCCGGUGCCGCAGACCUUCGAGGACAUGCACACACAAAGGGUGAUCGCCAAUGUGCGGGAGCGCCAGCGCACCCAGUCGCUGAACGAUGCCUUCGCGGAGCUGCGCAAGAUCAUCCCCACGCUGCCCUCAGACAAGCUCAGCAAGAUCCAGACGCUUAAGCUGGCUGCCCGCUACAUCGACUUCCUCUACCAGGUCCUGCAGAGUGACGAGCUCGACCACAAGAUCUCCAGCUGCAACUACCUGGCCCAUGAGAGGCUCAGCUAUGCUUUCUCUGUCUGGAGGAUGGAAGGGGCCUGGUCCAUGUCGGCAUCCCACUGA